Mya arenaria is the source of this 802-nucleotide messenger RNA. RefSeq names its product translin-like. Gene Ontology annotation, biological process: RNA metabolic process. Lineage: Eukaryota; Metazoa; Mollusca; Bivalvia; Myida; Myidae. Bases 62 to 739 code for a protein of 225 amino acids. Gene Ontology annotation, molecular function: single-stranded DNA binding; sequence-specific DNA binding; RNA binding. The transcript is spliced from 6 exons. Gene Ontology annotation, cellular component: cytoplasm; nucleus. The record is from RefSeq and is a predicted model, not a curated record.
AGACUUCCGGUAUCACCGGUGACAAUCUCAAUUAUCACUCGGGUAAUAAGUUUGCAUCAUCAUGGGUGAAAAAUCCAAUAUAACUUCAAUUUUCGCAAACUUUCAGCAAUAUCUCACAGAUGAACAGGAUCUCAGAGAGGAGAUCCGUGUGAUUGUGCGGGAGCUGGAACAGUCGGCCCGGGAGAUCCUCACACACAUUCAGACUGUCCACCAACCAGAGGGCAUCAAAGAUGUAUCGACAGUGUGCGAGCAAACGGUCUCCAUGUUUGAACAGAUCAGACAGGGAAUGACCAAUCUUGCUGUCAAAAUACCAGAAAACCAGUACUACAGGUAUAAUGACCAGUGGCGGUUUGUCAUGCAGCGUCUGGCGUUCCUGUCAGCAUAUUUGACCUACCUACAGGAUGAGUCCAUGAUCUCCAUACAACAGGUGGCACAGAUCAUAGGAGUGAAGGUGGUCAGGACCGAGGGCUUCCAUAUUGACCUUGAAGACUACUUGAUGGGGCUACUGCAGCUCGCCUCAGAAUUGUCUCGUCUGGCAGUCAACUCUGUCACAGCCGGGGAUUAUGGCCGACCAAUACGCAUUGCCAAGUUUGUAGGGGAGAUGGAUUCCGGGUUCCGUCUCCUGAACUUGAAGAAUGAUUCUCUCCGUAAAAGAUUUGAUGGACUGAAAUACGACCUCAAGAAGGUUGAAGAGGUCGUGUAUGAUCUGACAAUUCGAGGACUGAAACCUGCUGACUAAUGUACAUAUAGGUGGUCUCAUGCUAAACUUCUUAUCACUUUCUUAAUAAAAUUUAUGAAGAAA